CUUGGUAUUCCAGUGCCUUUAAUUUUUUAAAUGUUUCCAUCUACUUUUGCUCUUUAAAAUACUUAUUGCCAGUUUUGAAACAUGGAUGAACAAUCGUCGCAGUACAUUCAUGUCCUCUGAUUUUUCAGUAAAAACUAGGAUUUAUCGAGUGCGUACCUUGCCCAUUGUGAAUCGGAUGUGAAAAAAUUUUGUCGAGUGUAGAGUGUAGACGUAAUUUCCCCCAUUCCCCCUGUGCUGUUCAUUCAUCAAAAUUGAGCCCAAAAUUUGAGAAUGGAGUCAAUUGACCGGAUUGUUUAGUGAAGUGAUCAGAGAUAACCUCCAAAUUUACUACUGAUUGUUCGAAGGUCAGCUUUUUUACGGAUUUCUCGUGGCGAGUUUAAAAAUGGUGUACCAUGGCUUACGUGAAUGUUGCAGAAUGGAAACCAGACCAAGUGACUGAUUGGUUAAAAGGAUUAGACGACGUACUUCUGCCAUAUCUACAUUCAUUUUUGAAGAAUGAAAUCAAUGGUCAAUACCUUCUCAAUAUCCAACAUGAUGAGCUUGAAAAGUUGGGUAUCUUCAAAUUAGGACACCAGGAGAUUAUUUUGGAAGCUGUUGAGCAGCUUCGCAAUUUUCACUAUGAUUUAGAUCGAGAAAACUUACAGUUACUAGCUUUACGCCUUUCGUGUGCAGCUCAUAGCCUCCACAAUGAACUCAAUCGAACACAGCCAAACUCCACGCUACUCUCAACUCAAACUCUUGCAGAUGUCGCCAACAUUGUUACUACAAUCAAGCCACUGGUGUGUUGGCUUGACAGACCACCAUUCAGCGGUCAGGUAGCAUAUAUCAACCGAAAAUCAGAAUUACUCAAACUGAGUCUAGAAAUGGCAACCAGUGGGCAGCGGGAUCGAUUUGCUGACAAUCUGACAGAAAAUAUUCGCUCCAGCUGUCAGAAACUGGCAGUUAUCGCCGAUCAGAUCAUUCAAGAUAUCCAUGAUCCUCUAAUCCUCCAGCCUGCAUCUUUAGAUCUCGUCACUGUCAAGAAACGACCCGGAGAUCAUUUGGGUUUUUAUAUUGUACCAUCAUUUCAUGGAAUCCAUCAAAUCGGAGAGUUGAAGUGCAACAGUGCUGCUCAUCAGUGUGGUAAAAUAGAAUGCGGCGAUGAAAUUGUCCAAAUCAACUAUCAGACUGUGGUGGGCUGGCAGGUGAAGCAGGUUAUGGUUUUAUUCGAAGAAUCCUCUUCCGAUGUGUUUUUAACAUUGAAGAAGCGGCCACGUCACACCAAAGUUUUCGGACAGAUCUAUAUGAAGCCCUACCGGUUACCAAGCAAAAAGCACUCUGUUUCCUACACAUCAAGAUGGCAUGAUAGUCUACCUUCUCCACGUCCUGAACUUUUAUCUAUCCCUCACUUUACGUUACCACUUCCAACGUAUAACGAAACGGAGCAAACACUCUCUGAUGAAGGCAAAGACGAAUCAACAAGUAGCAGUGAUGAGGACAUCGGCCAUGCAUCACCAACAAGCAUGCGACUCUAUCUGCCCAAACCGCGAGUACCAGCGCAACGCAGAGCCACCAUCACUGGAGCAAGUCCUAUUAGUAAACGCCCUCCAGUCAAUUUAGAUGAGCUUUGGCAUGAAUUAAAAUUUGUUCGUCAGUGGCGGAGCACAAGUGAAGAAAACAAAAAGUUCAACUCUGAAACCCUUCUACGUUGUUCAAUGGAUUCGUCACUCCCAAAUCGUCAUCCAGAUGUUCCGCCGAAGUGUAGUAGCGCUCAGUGCCUCACAUCAUCGGGCAAUUACGACAGUCACUAUGAAAAGGAGAACAAAUUCAUCGAAAAUACAAGUCCACUGGAGCGUGAGAGAGCAUCCUCGAACAGUCGCUUGCCCGAAGAUUGCAAGUUUGCCUCACUAAAAGAACGCAUUGAGAUGUUCUCUAAAGCUGAUAGUAACAAUCCUAAACCUAAAAUCCCACCUAAAACUUUUAAACUUAAUCAAAUCAACAAAUUCAACAAUGUAGAGAAUACAAACUCUUCAAUCAGUAAAGUUAAACAACGCGGCAAGUUGGACAAAAGCUACAGUACCCCUGCAUACGAUCUGAACGCAAUCGAUGCUGGAAUAGAUUUAAACAGCAAAUCUGAAAAAGAAUUCCAUCCGCCAACAGCCAAAUUAGAAAAAGUAGAUAGCUCAACACCAACGGUCAAAGUAGACAACAGACACCCAGUGCCGGCAGCCAGGACAAUAAAAUUAGAGAAUUUGAAUCUGGCUGGAGAAAGGCAAGCAAAAGUCGACAAUAUUAAUACUAGCAAGGUAAAAAAGUUUGAAAAAAUUGACAAUCGGAGUGACAAUGAGACAAAGGUAGAAAAUGUUUGUCCAGCAACGACAACAAAUGAUAAAGUUGACAAUAUCAAUGUAUUGACUAUCCAAGGAAUUGAAAAAGUAGUUAACUGCAAUGAGUCAAAAAAUCUUACUGAAGAUUCCGUCUCAAAUAUUAAUAGGCUCAACUCAUCCAUAUCAAAAGACAUGCCCACCUCAAAUAUCAAUAUAAUGGACCCUUUUAAUCUUCUUAAUAGUUUUCAGUCAGACACUUCCAAUAAUUUAGAGCGGAUAAAACCUCCAAAAGCUCCGCCAAGAACAGAACUUUCCAAUAACACAACGAACAUUAACAUACAAAGUGCCACUGAGCUGUUAGAUAACGAAUCGCAGCUACUUAAUUCAGUAAAUAUUAGUAGCAAGUGCAAUACUAGUGAUAAAAAUGAGGAAAAUAAUAUCCUGAACAACAAUUUUAAUAAUAAUGUGAACUUCAACGCCCCCAGCAAUAUCCAAAGCAAUAAUGAGAACCACAGCAAUAAUGUAAGUCAGUUUGUAGAAAUGGAAUCGGCAAAAUCGGAGCAUGGACAGAUGGUGAACACAAUAAAUAAUCACUUGUUGAAACAAGACGAAGAGAAAAGCAGAAAUACCCUGCAUACAGCCUCAGAUGAUAUAGAUAUGGAUAGAACAAAAAAAAUCAACGAGAUUCUUGAAACAAUCAGUAGUUCGCUAACUCAGCAUGAACAUUCAUCAGUUGUGAAGGAACCAGUAGUUGCGCCUAGCCCAUCAGAGAGGUAUUUAACGAAGCCUAAAGUUGAAGAUCUGUAUUACUACUGUUCCACGUUACGAGAUCCAGCUAAGCAACCCAAUUACCUGUCGAAUGAAGACUUGGUGCCCUUGUCAACAAUCCUUAAUAAUCCACAACGAACCGAACGGGUGGAUUGUUCGUCUCCCAGUCGUUCUAAUUCGCCUUAUGAAAGAUUAGUAAUCAAUCAAAGGAGUAGUGAACAUAACGCAAGGAGUCUUCUCGAUUUGGAUAGUGAGUGUUACGCCAAAAGCUCAUUAGAACGCUCGCCGCAGCACUCUCCUGAGAUCAGAACGGCAACUCCAACCUCGGUAAGAUCUAGUAGUAGUCAAGGCAAGAGUUCAGUAGAAGACAAUGCUGAGGUUUAUGUUAGGCAUACUCUGCGGAACUCCCCGGAAAUCAGAGGAGGUAGAUUGGAGAUCAGUCAAGGUUACGGGGGUUUGCGGGGUUGUUAUGACAAGCCUCUUCUUGAGCUGGAAACUGAUAUUUACGGCAAGAACUCGCUGGAACGGAGAGCCCACAACUCUCCAGAAAUAAGGAUCACUACGCCAACGUCUGUCAAAUCGGACUUUGUUGACUUUGACAAUGUGUCUCUUACAAGUGUAGCUUCUUCACCGGCUCCUGCAACGUUCCCGCGCCACCGAACAGACAAGAAGCCGUUGACACCUCCUCCUAGGCCAGCCAAACCGGUGGCAGAGACAAAAGGUGGCUGCUAUCGUGCCAUGAUGGUCGCCAAAUCGAUGGGAAAAAGCGCUUCGCUGAAAGUAACAGCUAGUCCAAGACUCCUCCGGAAAAAGAAUCCUCUCCUGAACAAGCGGAGGAAUAUCAGUGUCAAAGAGCUAGGUCAAUGCGAGUGUCAGGGUUGGUUAUCUCAAAGAGCCCGUGGCGGUGCUGGCGCUCAGUGGAAUAAAGGAUGGUUUGUGCUGAAAGGGACUUCAUUCCUCGGAUUCAACUCAAAUGAUUCCCACAAAGCACGCAUUAUGAUAUUUCUUCCUGGUUUCACCGCAUCCGUUGCAGAGGAAGUCAAGUCCCGCAAAUUUGCGUUUAAAGUUUACCAUGCUGGCACAACAUUCUACUUUGCUGCAGACUCAAGUACAGAUCUAGCCGUAUGGCUGGAUGCAAUCACAGCGUCCACCAUAGCAAAUGAUAUCCACACUGAGACUGUGAUUUAUAGUGAAACAGAUGGUGAAGAGGAAGAAUCACAGUCAGAGCAAGAAUCGUGCUUUCCGAGUCCUAAAAUGAAGAAAUUCUCCGGCUUGUUUUCAAGUGACACCCCCGGGAAAAGCUCUGAAUUCCAGAAAAAGUUUGGCUCGCUGAAAAAAUUGGGAUCUCGCAAUAAAGCGGCACAGGCAGAAGAAGGGCCAAGCAGCGAAAGUCUUGACCGCAAAUACUUGAAAUUCCUCGGUCCAAACAACGUACCAACGCCAACAGCGCAAUUUCGCUCCUAUCGGCGAGUUCCACCCUCACCACCCGCCUCGACCAGUCAACGGCGGAAAGACAAAAGCCACCAUUGUAGUGCAGAGAGUGUACUUGCACAUCCAGACAAAAGCCUAAGCGAAAGGUGUAGUUCUCCAGUAAACAUGAAUUUGCCACCAGAUAUGGGUGACUAUCGGCUGGCAUCCUUGGCUCGAGCAACAAGGGACACGCAACAGAGGCGCAUUGAUCAUGAAAACAACACAGGAUUUGUUACGCUUGAAGCAUUUAUGCUAGCGCGACAAGAGGAAGAACGACGCCAGCAACAAGAAUUUUCAAGGCCAGCAACCUCAUCGACACUGCUACCUUUGCCGCCACAAAUUGCCCCCAGAACUGCAGAUUUAGACAACUUUUCAGAGGACAGGUAUCGUUGCAACAGGAAUGCACAGUCAUCGUCUGCAAGGCCAAGAUACACUCCACAACCUACGAGAGAAUACAGGGGUGGCUCCCCAGAAAAGUUCUGGAUUGAUUCCCUGAGACGCUCGGAUUCUCGCCCCCAAGCUAGUGCUCACUCAACCAACACUGUUCCUGAUCUCCGCACUAAACGGUUGAAAAAAGCAGCUAAUUAUCAACCUCCUCCAGUUUCACCACUCGAUAAUGCUUCCCCAGGACCGAGUGACAUGAGGUUUGCAUUUGAAAUGGCCCUGGACCAGUCUCAGUCUUGUCGCAAAAACUCGAAACAGUCUCAAUCAUCCUCAAAAACGCUGAAAAGUUUCUUCUCUCCGUCGAAAAGCGAUCACUCUUCAUCGCCUCAAAAAACGUUACUUGGAUCGCCAAGGUUGCAUCGUGUUCUAUUCCGUGAAAAGAAGGAAAGAGAGCCACCUGUUCCUCCUCCACGACCUCUACACACUCUUGCUGAUUGGGCCAGCCGCACCAAUCAGAGAGAUCAUCUAGCAGAGAACGAUCUCAGUCUGGACAGUCCUCGAGGUAGCGGUGACUCAGCAAGUUUGCGGCUGCCCCUUCCUCCGGACUACCCAGGCUUAGAGUAUCCCCCGGUCUUUGAGCCAGAGACCUAUAGUCUGUCCAACGCCACGACAGUGAAACGUGAUAAAAACACCAAAGACGACUCCCCCCAAUCAAAUUAAUUUUAGAUACUUAUUUGUACUGAUUUUUAGCUAUGCUCGAGUUCAUGCGGCUCCCUUCAAAAGCCACUCAACUCAUAAUUAUUAGUCGAUUAGUCAUAUAAUCUUCUGUUUAUGGUGCUUUAGACCGGUGGUUUUGAAGAAAUAAUGUACUCUGCAACAGUUAAUUUGAAAACUAUGUGCCUUUUAGGAAAAUAGAUGCCUGAAGUGUGUAAAAAAUGUGUAAACCAAUAUUGUAGUGCUUUCAUAAUCUUAGUUUAACAAAUUAAAUAUUUGUCACCUAUUGAUCGGGACUUUUUUUGACGAUCAACUGAUUUUUUCAUCCAUAUUUUAAUGCAAUCAUAGACUAUUUCAUGUAAAAGGUCGAGCUUACUAGGAGUGCAACAGAUGGAUUGUCUGUUAACCAAGUAUUAUCUUUUCUAUUGAAACAAUUCAGAUGUAUAAAUUGCUGAAUUAUUGUUAUUGUAUCUUGUUAAUUGAUUCACAUUUUAUUUUUUACACUUAGGGAAGAUAAUAUUAUUGCCUUUUCAUUAUCAUUAUCGAAUGGACUGAUCUGUAAAAUUGCUAUCAUGAAUAUUAUCCAAUAUAUUGAUAAGCGGUUGUAAUCACAGAGUAUUGAGAUGAUAGUUAUUCAAGUGUAAAAUAUUGAAAUUUUUUUGUUGUUAAUCACGAGGUAGAUUAAGGGGAAAAAAAGUUAAGAGUAGAUCUCGCCUCUGUUUCUUAAAAUUUUUCAAAUAUCACAAAUGGAUGCACUAAAUGAAAACUCAGUGUGUUUAGUUGAACUUAAAUGUGAAUUCAUGAAAUGAAAAGUGUAUGGCAAUACAUAAAUUUGAUUUGCAUGAUCGGAUUUUGCAUGUUUAAAGAUCCGUGGCCAUUUGUCUCCCAAAAAAGUAUCGUCCUACGAUUUUCAGCAUAGUUAUCUCUUACAGAUCGAGUCUUUUUUAACAAUUGUAUUUCCUAUAGCCUUGGUUAGAAAAGAUAAUAGGGCUCUUUCUGGCAGGAAAUAUUU
This is a messenger RNA of Bemisia tabaci, 6654 nucleotides long. It is a transcript of the gene cnk, whose product is annotated as connector enhancer of ksr. Gene Ontology annotation, molecular function: protein binding. Lineage: Eukaryota; Metazoa; Arthropoda; Insecta; Hemiptera; Aleyrodidae. The record is from RefSeq and is a predicted model, not a curated record.